AUGGCUCCGAGCUUCCUCGAUUAUCCACCCGAGAUUCGUGAGCAGAUAUACAGUGACAUUUUAUCCACUGCUGUCUCCAAAGUCGAAUCUGACAAGCCCGACGAGCCUGCCCGCUAUGAGUUCCAGCUGGACAUUCUCCUGACUUGCCACCAAAUUCAUCGUGAGGCCAAGAAAGUCUUCCAAGACAAUGUUUUCAUUAAGAUCACUACGCCAUGGCCUGAGUCUAUUGAACAUAUCAGGAGCGAGGGUAAAGUUCCAAGCGUGACGACUGGAGAGAAAGCCGAGCUCUUCCGGGAUUUCCACCUCUGGGUUUUCAUCGAUACUCCCGGAAGUCCUUAUCCCAGUCGCCAUGGGAGAUUCAGCAUGCUUAUCUCCCUCGAAGAUCUCGAGUCCUUCAAUAGAUUCUGGCACUUCUCCAACCUCAAUCACCACGGUCUAAACCAGCAACUGCGCCUCAAGCUCACCCUCCAGGAUCCCCAUGUCCGAGACCGCAAACUUCCCAAAGCGCUACAGACCCGUCUCUUGCUGCCAUUUGGCAUGAUCAAGGACCUCGACACCUUCACAGUUCACGGCUCGAAGCUCUUGCCCUCCGUGGACGAAGCUCUAAAGAAGGAACGAGCUAUUCCCGACCCAACGCCGGAGCAGUGUCUCGAGAAAGGCUUCGCGCUCAAAGACGCCGGUAACGCGCUUCUUAAACUCGGGUUAUACCGUCAAGCACUCCAGAAAUACAUCGAUUCGUUCGGCGCGAUCCAUAUCUACGUCUCGGGUCGUGUUCGCACUGUGCAUUGCGACGGCUUCUACAUCCGCGACCUCAACUCUGGCACUUACAAAGGUCAACGUGCCGACUACGCACGCAUGAUCUUACGCGUACAACUAGUUGCCAAUGUUGUUCUUGCGUACCUCAAGCUGGAAGAUUACAGCGAAGCGCAUUUCUGGGGCAAGCGCAGCAUAGUCCUCUUCCGCCAUUCCCUUACCGGCGAUGAGAGUGACGAAAUUGGCGAUGAUGGCCAGGCCUGGUUGAAUCAGACUUGGCCGGUCAGCUUCCCAGGUCAUGAUGCGAUGGGGAAGAUCUUUUACCGGACCGCACUGGCGAGCAGAGCUUUGGGAAAGGUGGCGGAUGUGAAGACUUUGAUGAAAGCAGCCGCGGUGUAUUUGCCAAAUGAUGAGGUUGUGCAGAAGGAGAUGAGGGCUCUAGAAGAGAAACAGGGAGUAGCUUCUCAGAAGGUAUGA
This is a messenger RNA of Letharia lupina, 1230 nucleotides long. RefSeq lists its product as uncharacterized. The coding region runs from base 1 to 1230 and encodes 409 amino acids. Gene Ontology annotation, molecular function: protein binding. The transcript has a single exon. The record is from RefSeq and is a predicted model, not a curated record. NCBI's taxonomy places the organism in Eukaryota, Fungi, Ascomycota, Lecanoromycetes, Lecanorales, Parmeliaceae.